Molecule: messenger RNA, 336 nt
Organism: Lolium perenne
Lineage: Eukaryota; Viridiplantae; Streptophyta; Magnoliopsida; Poales; Poaceae
Source: RefSeq, a predicted model, not a curated record
AUGUCGUCGCCACCGCCAGCGUCUACUUCGCCGGCCGGCUCGCUGCCCGCUUCCACGACCGCCACCACCUCCGUCGCCGCCAUCACGUCGCCGUCCGCCCCGCCAUCGACCCCCGCCGUCUACACUCCCGAGCAGAUGAGCGGGGUCAUCAACGACCUCGUCACCGCUGUCCAGGGGGAUCCGGCCGUACCCGAUCGGUUCCCGGGGCCGCCAGCGCCGAUGCAGCCGCCCGCCGCCACCACCGCGGCGUCCGCACCCCGGCUGCCCGCGCUCCCGGCGCGACGAUGUCGCCGCCUCGCCACCGGCCUGCCCUGCCGGCGUGGCCGCCGCCCAUAA